AGCCAUUUUGGCUCAAGCGGUGGUCAGCCAGCUUUCCUUGGCCUCGCCCCCCCCCGCUGGACCGACCCCCGCGGCCAUGUCGGGCGAGGAGCCGCCGCCCUGCACCGCGGAGGCCGCGCCGAUGCUGCCCGAGCGGCCGGCCAGCGCGCCGGCGCCCGGGCGCCGGCGCCUGGGCGCGGUGGGUGCGCUCGGCGUCGUGCUCGUGGCUGCCGUGGUCGUGCUGGCGUAUCACGGGCCUCCCGGCAUGUCGGGCGGCCGCGUCGGAGGCGCCGUGUCCAUGGCGGAGAAGAGCAAGGGGGGCGGCAAGGCCAAGCUGCCCGGGAACGUCGAGUCUCCGUGCAGCUCGAAAGACCUGACGUCCAACUGCAAAGUGCUGAUGGAGGAUGUGGCCGAGGUCGCGGGGGCGGACGCUGACUGGCAGAGCGAGGUGAAGCGGCUGGAGAGCCAGGCGGAGGCCCAGAAAAAGGAGGCGGAGAAGGAGAUGGAGGCGGCCAAGGCCGAGGAGGAGAAUGCGCAGAAGAAGGUCGAUGCCGCCGGGGCCGUCAAGGACGACGCGGCCGCAAGGCUGAAGGCCGCGAAGGACCUCGCCGAGCAGGCCGCCAGCAUGCGCGCGCAGGCGAAGCAGGCCCUCAAGGACGCGGACAAUCUGGAGAAGGGCGCCAAGGAGGCGACCAAGGAGGCUGCGAGCCUGGAGGAGCAGGCCAAGGGCAGGGAAGCGGAGGCCAGCGAGAUCGAGAAAAAGGCGGCGCAGCUCAAGAAGAAGGCCGACGUCGAGUGGAAGAAGGCCGACGACGUUAAGGAAAAGGCCAGGAAGGAGUUGGAAAAGCACCGCGAGUGCUUGGACCUGCCUGGCAUCCGGCUGAGCAAGGGCGAGAACGAGAUCAUGGCCGCCGAGGGGGACGACGCCAUCUGGAACGCCGAGAUCUGCCGGCACCGCUGCCUGGAGAACACCGAGUGCCAGCAGAUGGUCUGGGUGGGCUGGAAGAACGGCUGCUACCUGUACGGAGACCGCGUGGCCGACGCGGUGGAGUUCAAGGACACCUUCAACUCCUCCUACUGCGGCUUCCGGAGCGAGGAGGACGCGCUCAAAGAGAUCCUCGACACGACGUACAAGCAGGUGCCCUACAACCCCCCGGUCAAGGAGUGCUCCUGGUCGGGGGAGGACUGCGCCGCUACCUACUGCUGCAACGACGUGUCGUGCGACAAGGACUUCUCCAACUGCAGGGGCUACACGUGCUACAAGCAGGACGAGUACUUCGCCGGUUGCCUGCUGGACCCCUCCCCGGACGCAGGCUGGAGCAACGAGAUCAUCGGCGGGCCGCGCGAGACUCGCGAGGUCCAGCCGGCGGAUGAGGGCGUCAAGGUUCAGGGAACGAGUUUGUUCUGUUUCAGCGUGAUCAACUGGGACGCGCCAGCGCCGAAGCCCUUCUGGGCGACCGAGAGGGAGCUGGCGACCCACAUUAAGGAUCAUCAGCUGAGCAUCUUCCAGUGCGACGAGGGGGACUUCUUCAGCGGGUACCAGACGCCCAAGGCGGAGUGGGGCUCCUUCUCCAACAUCGACGCCUUCGUGGCGGUCUGGGGCGACGUGAAGAACGACGGCAGGUGGAUGAAUCAUGACUGGAUUGUCAAGGUGGACGCGGACGCGGUAUUCUUCCCAAACCGCCUGAAGGACCACCUCACCAAGCUCAGGCCGCCGAAGAACUCCAGGGUGUACAUCAAGAACGUGAACUACCAGUUCCAGUUCAUGGGGGCACUCGAGGUGAUUUCCAAGGAGGGCCUGGAACUCUAUUUCGAGAAGGGCUCGACGUGUAUCCGCGGCGAGCACGACGGGGGGGAGGACUUCUUCAUGAAGGGUUGCCUGGACGCGAUCGGAGUUGACCACAUGGUAGACUUCGAGUUGCUGCAGGACAAAUACUGCCUCACAUGCGAGGACCGCGACAACGGUUGUACUGACGGCUGGCACGUGGCGUAUCACUUCCACAAGAAGAUGAUCUCUUGGGACUGGUGCUACAACCAGGCGGUGUGUGGCGACAAGGCUGGGUCGUGCGACGAGGGCCUCAAGGUGGAGUACGUGAUGCCCGACGCCUGAGCGAUGGUGUUGCUCGUCCCUGCCUCUUUUCGAGCGCGAAGAGCUCGCGACGCAGCUUGGACCAUCGGCCACCGCGGAGGGACCGCUCCAUCACCCUCGCCGCGCAUGCCCGCGGGCCUGCUUCUCGACCCCCUUCCUCAUGCUCCUCCCCAGAUGCUCGAGAUUCUCGCCCGCCAGCCUGGGCCAGGCAGGGGCGGCCCAUGUGGCCGCGCCGCAGGAGGGCUCUCCCCUCCCUCCGACAUAUGUCGCAGGGGCGGCCGCGGCGCCGCAAAGCCGGCUCGCGCGGCCAGCUUGCGGGGGGGAGAUCGGAGAGCCUCCCCACCAAUGGCAGGAUCGACGUCGUCGCCGCCGCCGCCGCCGCUGUCGCAGCUGAUGCCGUCAUCGCCGCUGCUCCCGCUGCCGUUCGUCGUCGUUGUUGCCGUCGCCGCUGUGAGCCGAAUUCGGAACGGGGGCCCCCCUUAGAGAGAAUUCGCCUGGCGCCGGAUGCGCGCACAGAGCGCUUGCCGCUGGCGCGGCGGUCGGAUGCGGCGUCCGGUACCACACCUCUUGCGUCGGGUCGCCGGGGAGGACUUGUGAUUCGCGCCUCCCAUGCCAGAGCGACGACGGGAGUGGUUGUGAUCCGAAUUAAGUGGUCGACGGCUCCGUGCGAGCGCGGGGUCCCCUUGCUGGACGCCGGAGCCGCAGGCUGGAUUGUAGUCUUCCGCGAUUCGAGCGGUCCAAAGCACGGCUUGCUUGCGAUCGUUUCUGCUGCACUCUCUCUCUCUCAGCUCGUCCGCCAGCCCCUCGUGUCUUCUACCGCGUCGUGCACGUUGCUUUCGAGGUUCGGCCGUGCCGUAUUUCAUGCCGCGCCGUAGAUUGCAGUGAGAGAAUCGUUCUC
This is a messenger RNA of Prorocentrum cordatum, 2966 nucleotides long. NCBI's taxonomy places the organism in Eukaryota, Dinophyceae, Prorocentrales, Prorocentraceae. The record is from the annotation of a GenBank genome assembly.